Molecule: messenger RNA, 4622 nt
Organism: Carica papaya (papaya)
Lineage: Eukaryota; Viridiplantae; Streptophyta; Magnoliopsida; Brassicales; Caricaceae
Source: RefSeq, a predicted model, not a curated record
CUAAGUUGCCUCUGUCCUGUCUGUGUUCACACUUUCAGUCUCUAUUAAGUCCACAACGCUCAACCUCUGUAGUCACAAGUCAGUGACUACUUUCGUUGUGAACUUCACCGACAUGGUCACCGAUCGCCAUUGACGUCUGAACUGCUUCAUUCUUAACCAGUGUACAAAACGAUUGAUAGAAAGCGUGAUCACAAGAAGAAAGCCCUUGUCUUCUCUGUGUGACUUUUUUCAUGUACUAUUCAGUUAUUUAAAAAGCGUGUAUUCACAGACCUUUCUGAGCAGAUAAAACGGACGUCCCUUCUGUCAAGAAUAAUCGGAAAAUUACGGACUCAUAUGGACAGUGACUUGUGCGGAGAGCAAGAGGUGCCAUCUGCCGUCCUAACAGGCAUAAAUUUCAGUGUCUCAGUAGAUAAAGAGAAAGUAUGUCUAGAAAAAAUUUGUGUUGCCAGUGAGGUCACUGAUCCUAAGCUGGGGCUCCCAAAUCCAUCAUCUGAGUGCUUGACAUGUGGUGCCAAAGAUUUAAAACACUGUGAAGGCCAUUUUGGAGUUAUUCAAUUUCCGUACACAAUACUCCAUCCAUAUUAUCUGUCGGAAGUUGUACAAAUUCUGAAUAAGGUUUGCCCAGCAUGUAAAUCUCUUCGGGAAGAUCUAUGGAUCAAGGGACCUGAUUCCCUAUCUAUAGAUCAACCUAAAGGUUGCAAAUAUUGUGUUGGGAAUUCGUUGAAUUGGUAUCCACCAAUGAAAUUCAAAGUUUUGUCGGAAGAUAUUUUUAGACUAAGUGCGAUUAUGGUGGAAGUGAAUGAAAACGUUCUAAGAAAGUUUCAGAAGCGACGAAAAGAAGCAUUGCCUGCCGACUAUUGGGACUUUCUUCCAAAAGAUUCGCAUCAAGAGGAAAGUGGUACGAGACCUAAUAGAAGAAUUUUAUCUCAUGCCCAGGUUCAUUUUUUAUUGAAAGCCAUUGAUCCGAAGCUCAUUAGAAAGUUUAUAUUGAGGCCAGACUCCCUUUUUCUCAACUAUUUCCCCGUGACGCCAAAUAGUCAUCGUGUAACAGAACUGACAUACAUGUUCUCCAGUGGGCAGCGAUUGUUCUUUGAUGAAAGAACGGGGGCUUACAAAAAGCUGGUUGACUUCAGGGGAACUUCAAAUGAGUUGAGUUCUCGUGUACUGGGUUGUCUAAAAAUUUCCAAGCUUCACACAUUCAAGUCCUCAAGUAAAGAUGCAACAACUGCUUUGUUAAAGAAUGAAGAUUCUUCUAAUAUGGUUGGUUUGAGAUAUAUGAAAGAUGUUCUUCUUGGAAAGAGAAAUGACAGUUCCUUUCGCACAGUUGUUAUCGGGGAUCGGAGCCUUAAACUUAGUGAAAUUGGUAUUCCCUGUCAUAUUGCAGAAAGUUUGCAAAUAUCAGAGAACCUGAAUAAUUGGAACUGGGACAAGUUAAUUUCUUCUUGUGAUCUACGCCUUCUUGAGAAGGGUGAGAUUCAUGUACGCAGAAAAAAUAGUCUGAUUUCUUUACGUCGUAUCAGUGAUCUGCGGAUGGGAGACAUUAUCUCCCGGCCGCUAAAGGAUGGAGAUAUCUUGUUGAUAAAUAGACCUCCAUCAAUUCAUCCACACUCCCUCAUUGCUCUUUCUGUCAAGGUCCUUCCUAUAAGCUCAGUUGUUUCCAUAAAUCCUAUCUGCUGUUCUCCUUUCCGUGGAGAUUUUGAUGGUGACUGCUUUCAUGGCUAUAUUCCUCAAUCGAUUGAAGCUAGAGUUGAGCUUCACGAGCUUGUUGCCUUAGAUAGGCAGUUAACUAAUUGGUUGAGUGGUAGAAACCUACUUUGUCUUGGUCAAGAUAGUUUGACUGCUGCUCAUUUGAUAAAGGAGGAUGGGUUUUUAUUAAACAAGUAUCAAAUGCAGCAGCUGAAGAUGUAUUGUCCUUAUGAGUUGCCACCGCCAGCACUUGUGAAAGCUCCUCGACUGAAUAGUUCCGUUUGGACUGGCAAACAAUUAUUCAGCAUGCUCUUACCUCCAGGCUUUAAUUAUUACUUCUCACAAAAUGGGGUUUGCAUUAUUAAUGGGGAGCUUACAUCUUCUUCUGACGGGUCUGCCUGGUUACGUGACAAUGAUGGAAAUCUUUUCCAAAGUCUUGUUAAAUAUGAUAAAAGUAUGGUUCUUAACUUUUUAUAUGCUGCACAGGAAGUUCUUUGUGAUUGGUUGUCUGAUAGGGGUUUUAGCAUUUCACUAUCAGACUUGUAUCUUUCUUCUGAUCUCCAUUCUCGGGAAAACUUGAUGGAUGAGAUUUCUUGGGGUUUGCUAGAAGCGGAGCAGACAUGUAAUUUCAAACAGUUGAUGGUUGAUUCUUGUCGAGAUCUUCUUGCUGGAAAUGAUGAAGAAAGUCAAAAUGUCAUAACUUUUGAUGUGGAGCGCUUAUGUUAUGAGAAGCAGGGGUCAGCUGUACUCAGCCAGGCUUCUGUUGAUGCUUUCAAGCAAGUUUUCCGAGAUAUCCAAACCCUGGCCUUCAAAUAUGCAAGCAAGGAAAAUUCAUUGCUAGCUAUGUAUAAGGCUGGAAGCAAGGGUAGUCUGCCAAAACUUGUUCAGCAUAGCAUGUGUCUUGGUUUGCAACAUUCAUUGGUCCCCUUAUCAUUCAGAUUCCCACACCAGCUCUCAUGUGCUGCAUGGAACAAACAAAAGAGGUGCAGUGAUGGGUUUUGCACCCUUUUCGGGGAGUGUCCUAUAGAUGAUGGCCCACGUCAAGAAGAUUCAUUUUGCAUCAGUGUCACCGUAGUUAAGAAGUCCAAGGAUUCUUCAGUUCAAUUGGAUACUGUUCGAGGCUUGGUGAUGCCAUUUCUCCUUCGUGCAGUGAUUAAAGGAUUCCCAGAGAUAAAAAAGGUGGAUAUUUUGUGGAAAGAUCGACCAAAACUAUCAAAAUCUUAUGACUCUCGUGGUGAACUCUACUUGAGGGUUUCUAUGUCAGAGGAACAUGGUACUAGGACAUCCUGGAAUGCACUUAUGGAUGGUUGUCUCCCGAUAAUGGAUAUGAUUGACUGGGCACGCAGUUAUCCUGACAACAUUCAUCAUUUCUGUUCUGCUAAUGGAAUAGAUGCUGGAUGGAAACUUUUUCUUAAUAAUUUGGACUCUGCAAUAUCUGAUGUUGGGAAGACUAUACUUCCAGAACAUCUGCUUCUUAUUGCAAAUUGUCUAUCAGCUACAGGAGAGUUUGUCGGCUUGAGUUCUAGAGGGUUAGCACAACAAAGAAAGCAUGCAUCUGUCGUCUCACCUUUCACGCAAGCAUGCUUUUCGAAUCCUAGUACUUGCUUUGUUAAAGCUGCGAAGGCUGGAGUUACUGAUGAUCUUCAGGGAAGUAUAGAUGCAUUAGCUUGGGGGAAGCCUCCUUGUUUUGGGACAGGUGGACAGUUUGAUAUCAUAUAUUCUUGGAGGGACAAUGAGCUUUAUCAGCCAGUAGAUGUUUAUGACCUGUUGAAUAGCAUAGUCACUCCUUUGAAGCAGAAUGUAAAGAGUGACUUACCCAAUUCUAUGAACAUCAAGUCAGACAAAUAUGGUGAUCGAUCAAUCUAUGUGCACAGUGGGUCUAUUUCUUUAGGAUUAAAGAAAUUAGAAGGCAUAUCAAGAGCAUAUUUGAGAACUGUCUUAACGUGGAAAGAUAUUCAAAAGCUCUAUCAUGCAUCAAAGAAAAUACUGAACAAGUAUCCCAUUGAUCACCGCUUAAAUGAAGGGGAGAAGAAAAUCUUGAUGAUGGCUUUGUACUUCCAUCCUCAAAGUUAUGAGAAGAUUGGAACUGGAGCGCAAUAUAUAAAGAUUGGAUAUCAUCCAGAAUAUAAGGGUACCCGGUGCUUUCACUUGGUUAGAACAGACGGGACAACCGAAGACUUCUCGUAUCGCAAGUGUGUCCUUGCUGCUCUUGAUAGCAUUGCCCCUGAAAAAGCAAAACUCUACAGGUCAAAAUGGUUGGAACAACAGGAUUAUGAAUGAUCCAACUCCUUGUGCAAGUUCACAUGAAUGUACAUGCAUGUAUAAUAACAUUUAAGGGAGCGGUUCAACGUUGUGCCAUCAUUUUGACCUCAAGCAGUGUUAUGCAGUCAUUUUGACCUCAAGCGUAUAUAUCACAGCUUAUAAUGUCUAGUCGAGGAAUUUAUUUUGUGAGAGAAGUUGGAGUAAGGCAGUUUUAAUGGAUGACUGAUAUUUAGGCAGCUGACAUAUCAUAGGUUCUCUUGAUGGCAGGCCGACAUUCUUUAGUUUCCUUAGAUGGAUUUUGGUACAUGUUGUUAGGCAUAUGGGCAUAUCACCUCAGAAGAGUAAUAGGAUUUUCUACUGAGUGGUAGUGCACAACAGGGGGCAAGAGGGUUAGAUUUAGAGUAAAACUUUCAUUUAUUUUUUUUUAAAAUCAUUUCUAAUAUGUAUUUAGUUGUAACUCUUAUGUUACCCAUAAAUACAGGGUAGCCACUUUCUGUUGCUUCUUUUUGCUUCUUUCACUAGUAUUUGGUUUGCCUUCAAUUUUAUCAGGCAAAACAAACUAGUGGAAGCAGCAACGAGAAGCCUGUUAGGGGUAACCGCUUCCUCCAUUAAUGAUAUAUGUAUUUCGUUGAAGAAUAAAGCAUUUGGAAAUGCAAAAACUAGUUUACAGCUGA